UUCGACCCGCCCCUAGGCGGUUAACGAGGAAGUGAGUGACAGUUUCACCCAGCUCCCGGUGGAUGUUUCUGCUUCGCUGAAAUGAUCUUUAAAAUUAAUCAAAGUCUAAUUUUCCUCGUCUUCUGUAUCGGAGGAUCACUGGGGUGUAAACAGAGGAACAUCUCCUGUGAGGACAUUAAGACCCCUGAUGGAUUCAAGUACUUACAUGAUCCCUUAUGUAACUUCUCGAAUGAGGGAAGUGAGAUCUCCGUUGAGGAUAAUGAGCACACCAUGAUGGCUCGGCUGGACCAUCAGUCUUUGGAGCAUGUGGCUGAAGUGAGGAGCAUGGACAAGAAUUCGGUCAUCACAAGCCACUGUCAGGACCUGCACGUAACAUGCGUAAUUUCUGAUGGAAAGGGCUCUGUUGAAGACUUCUGUUUCAAUUAUAUAAUUACUGGGAAAGGGGAAAUGAUGCCAAGUGGUUCAUCGACACCGUGGGCCCUCAUCAUCGGCGUAUCAUUUGCGGUAGCGCUCAUUGCGGUCGCUGGGUUCGUUGGGGUGCUUUGGUACAAGAAGCAACUCCGCGCAGCUACACAUAAGUUCAGUUCCCUGCUCGCUGUUAGACCGGGGAUUUUCCAGACCAGAGAGGAAGAGGCGGGGCUGGGUGGAAUACAGUCUGCCUCCGUUUCACAUAGAAGUGGUGAGAAUGUUACUGAGCAAGAUGACACACUUGAAAGUGUGCUUGUUGACAGUACGGCUGAUGACAACCCUGCUCAGUCCCUUAGUCUGGACCACAAUUUAUGCAAUGAGGAAAUCCAGCCGUCUGAAAAUGGCGACACAGUUGCACCCGAUGUUAACAGAGCUACUAAUCAUCGAGCCAUGCACAGGAACUUGGGGGAUGAUCCAGGAGGAGUCAAUGAUAACAAAGGAAAAGACAUUCCAAGGGAAAUGCACAACGGAUGGAACGUUGGUGAUUGUGGUGAAGAUCAUGAGGAUGAAGGACGAGCUCUGCUGUUCAGUCAGCGAGCUGCCAUCCAAAGUUCUGACAUGACAGGUGAAGCCGCAGUUUUGGUGAACAAGCGCGACUUUGAGCCAGACCAGGUCAGCAGGUGCUCUACUGCACCAGACACUGACGUGGAGUCAGCAUCCAACAAGUACUGAUAAAAGUAUUACUAAUAAUUAUAAUAGUAAUAAUGAUGAUAACUGCAAUAAUAAUAAUUAUAAUAAUUAUAAUAAUGCUUGGGUAUGUGGUACAUUUACUGGCAGUUCCUUUAGAAUCAAGUCCAGCACUUUUUUUUUUAAAUAAUCAUUUUCAUUCCAUGAUGCCUUUGUCUCUUUUAUGAUCGAUCAAAUGGAUCAGAUAACACAUUAACUUGGGUUAGCAAUCAUAGAUUUGUUGAUCAAUAAAAUGGAAAAUACUUGUCUCAUAAAAAGAAAGAAAAGCUGAGAAUGUUCAGUGCUUGACUUGACCAAAGGAAGGGUGGACCUGUCACAAGACAUGUCAGAAAAAGUACCACAGACACAGCUAUGACACACCUGAAUAUGAAUGUAUUAAUAUUAAUGCAUCAACAUAUGUGUUCUUAUAUAACAGGUGUGCAUAUAUAUAUAUAAACAGUACUAUAUAAACAGUACUGUUUGAUGAAUAUAUUUGAAGUGUUGUAUUUAUAUAUAUUAUAUUAUACCUCUUUAGAAUAUAUGAUUUUAAUGAGAUGUUGCAACAGAAUGCACAAUACAGUCUGCUUUUUCCUACCUAAUGUCAUUUUUGUAUUUCUCUGAUCAGUUAUAAGUAAGCCUGCCUUUACUCGCUGCAUAAUAUAACCACAUGUUUAUUUGUAUCACCUGGAUUACAGCACCCUUCUCAGGUUGCUUAAAUGUUAUUCUGUAUUGAUCAACAUGCUUGCUUUUCACUCGGCAUUUGCAAAUGUAGAUCUUAUUAUGAUUCUGCAUUUUACUUAUGUACUUUGUAUACUCAGUUGCAUUGCUUUAGCUUUUGAAUGGAUCAAUUUGAAUACAGUAAUAAUGAUAAUCUGUAUAUCAAAAAUUAUGAAUUGUUUUGAUAAAAUUUGAAAUAAAUUCUUUACUCC
Chelmon rostratus (copperband butterflyfish) is the source of this 2063-nucleotide messenger RNA. RefSeq lists its product as uncharacterized. Bases 82 to 1140 code for a protein of 352 amino acids. Lineage: Eukaryota; Metazoa; Chordata; Actinopteri; Chaetodontiformes; Chaetodontidae. The transcript is spliced from 14 exons. The record is from RefSeq and is a predicted model, not a curated record.